UGUUCCGUUUAAAUUAUACACCAGAUAGGUGCGAUGAAAUAGUAAUAUUCGAAACAGCGACCUUUCAGUUACUAGCCCAGGGGGUAACAUCCUGGUUCAAUGCACAUAUACUGUUCCCCGAGGGGUUCAGUCCUUCACACCACCUUUCCAACAAUUUAUCCCACUAUCCCUUAUUCUGCAUCUGUCUGAAUAAAGUACAAAACCCUUUAAAAAGAAAAAUGUUUUAAAAUAUAUCAGGGGAGAGCCCAGCAGGAGGUUAGAGGGCUUCAGAUCAUUCAACACAGGCAACCAACCAGCUGCAAUAUGAUUUCUCGUUACAUUUGUUGGUUGAGCCAAUAUGCCUAAAUGUUGAGCAAACUAAAAACGGUACUGCAGCUGGUUGCCUAGAUGUUCUGAAGCUCAAUCAACAUGUUUUUUUUGUGUUUUUUUUUACAGUGUGACAGAGUUGUGUAACUAAAAAAAAAGAUGUGUUCCAAUUAUCACUUCCAAUCUAGAGUGAAAUUCAGGCUGUGGUUUCCACUUUGAAGAACAAACUAGCAAACAGGAAUGCAGCCAAGAUGAGCCAUCAAAGCUGGGAGGAGCACAUCAAGGGCCAGGCCCAACGUGCAGAGGAGCAGAUAAGGAGGGAGUUUAAGAAACUCCAGCAGUUCCUAGAAGAGGAAGAGACGGCCAAGAUAGCAACCCUGCGAGAGGAAGAACAGAAGAAAUCUGAAGUGAUGCGAGAAAGAGCCGAGACAUUGGCCAGAGAGAUCACAACCCUUUCAGAGACAAUUGUAGCUAUCGAUAAGGAAAUGGAAGUGGACAAUAUCACAUUCCUCAAGAACUACAAGGCCAUACUUAACAGAGCCGACUGCACAUUCCCAGAUACUGCAGAUACUGAGGUAGCAUCAGGAGCACUGAUUAACAUGGCCAAACAUGUAGGAUCUCUCAAGUUCAAAGUUUGGGAGAAGAUGCUUGAGUUUGUUGACUACACUCCUGUGAUCAUGGAUCCGAACACAAUGUCCACUAAGUUCACCCUCUCUGAUGACCUCACCACUAUGACAUACUGUGACGAGAGGCAGAGUCUCCCAGACAAUCCCGAAAGUUUUCUUAACAUAGGAGUGUUGGGUUCUGAAGGGUACAGUAAAGGCAUCCAUUACUGGGAUGUGGACGUUGGAGAUAAUGAUAACUGGAUCUUAGGAGUAGCCAAAGAGUCCAUUCCACGCAAGACGCAGGUCAAAACGGAGCCUCGGAGUGGGUUGUGGAUCAUCAAAUACAUCUGUGGGAAAUACAAAGCAGGUAUAAAAUCAUACGUCCAGAUCGAGGUAGACGAGAGACUACGAGUGAUCCGAGUACAACUGGACUGUAACAGAGGGGAGAUGAAAUUCUUUGACCUCACCAAGAACACGAUCCUGUGCACCUUCAAAGACAAAUUCACUGAAAAGAUGUUCCCAUACUUUAACAGUGGAAGUGGGAUUUGCCCACUACGCCUUUUAGGAAAGGCAAAAAUUAGUUAAAUUGCCAGGGUUAAGUGAGGACAAAAUGUACUAACAUAUGAAAUGAUGUAAUGACUUCAUGUACUGACUAGCUGAAGGGUUGUGAAGAUAGUUAAUGACUCAAACUCCAUGUAAUUAACAAUAAAACUCGCCGUUGAUAUAAGACACACUGCCAUCUCAGAAGUAAUGAACAAGUGUUUCAAGCAGUUGAUACAGUAUAUAAAAAAAAUGUAAUGUCAGUAACACAAAUAAAUAAUAUACGUAAUUUUCCAUUGCACCUUUCAAUUCACCCUUGAAUUUCCACAUUCAAAGAAAAAGUUUGAAUUAAAGAGAUCAACUACUAGAUGGGGUUAUCCAGGUCUAUAGAUAUCACUGUUGCUCGAUGCCACAAUGUGCAUACUCAAAGAUUAGGUUCCUCUGA
Oncorhynchus gorbuscha (pink salmon) is the source of this 1896-nucleotide messenger RNA. Its product is annotated as nuclear factor 7, brain-like. The transcript is spliced from 5 exons. The record is from RefSeq and is a predicted model, not a curated record. NCBI's taxonomy places the organism in Eukaryota, Metazoa, Chordata, Actinopteri, Salmoniformes, Salmonidae. Bases 558 to 1496 code for a protein of 312 amino acids. Gene Ontology annotation, molecular function: protein binding.